Molecule: messenger RNA, 1149 nt
Organism: Penicillium chermesinum
Lineage: Eukaryota; Fungi; Ascomycota; Eurotiomycetes; Eurotiales; Aspergillaceae
Product: PIG-Y family protein
Exons: 1
Coding region: 1-1149 (382 amino acids)
Source: RefSeq, a predicted model, not a curated record
AUGGAUGACGGCGAAAGCCGCACUGCGGAAUUCGUCCCCGCCGGCAAAUCGUCUACUCGUACACGCUCCGGGAGCGCAAGCAGCCACAAGCGAAGCCUUUCAGGCUCGCUCUUCUCUAGAUUUCCAUUUUUCCGCAUGACACAAACGGAACAAUCGGGUCUUGGCUCUCGCACAAUGGAACAGGACGGGGACAACGAAGGCCCAGUGUCAUCUAACACCACGCCAAGGGCAAUCGACCCAACCUCCCACGGCAAGGCGAUGUCCGCAGCGAUGCAGCAUCAACGCCGGACAAGACGACGAAGAGGCUCGUUACGAAAGACGGCGCUGCUCGGCACACGCCUUGAAUCCCGCGACAAACGCGCCCUGGGUAAAAGCGCGGACUCGAACCGUGCCCAGAGCAAUGCCACCGGCACCUCCCUCCCUCCUCCUAGAAUCCCAAUAGAUCAAACAUCUCCAUCUGAACACGCAUUCGAAUCCACUAAGGGCGGCAACUUCACUGACGGCCCGUCAGAUACUGCCCAGCCGAGCUGGCGCGGUGUGGACGCCCUCCUAAAACCUCGCACCUCUGUCGCACGUCGACGCCAGGAACUCGCGCAGCAGCAACAGCAAUAUACGCACAACGCCCUGCUCAGCGAAGAAACCGGGACUGACGAGGAAGAUCUCGUGUCAUUCCCUCACAUAAACACUGCAAAUAACCCCUCCGAUUCGACAGACUCCGUCUUGCGCAUACCCACCCCUUCCUCCAGCUCCGAAUCCUUCUUUCCUCUCAAUGCAGACGCAAACUAUCGGCCUGUACAUCGGGCCAAGUCCUCGCCUCUGGCAACACAUUCCAUGGAAAUGCAGAGUAGUGCGGGUAUAGCCUGGGACUACUCGGAGACAGAGUGGUGGGGCUGGAUAAUAUUGAUGGUUACUUGGUUGGUUUUUGUCGUGGGCAUGGGCAGCUGUUUCGAGGUCUGGAGCUGGGCCUGGGAUGUUGGUGAGACGCCAUACGCACCACCAGAGCUGGAAGAUGACCCUACGCUUCCUAUUGUGGGAUACUAUCCUGCUUUGAUCAUUCUCACGGCUGUUAUGUCGUGGGUUUGGGUUAUUAUUGCUUGGGUCGGGAUGAAGUAUUUCAAGCAUGCCAAUAUAUCUGGGGAUGACAGUUGA